Gymnogyps californianus (California condor) is the source of this 2253-nucleotide messenger RNA. RefSeq names its product cytoplasmic polyadenylation element binding protein 3 (gene CPEB3). Gene Ontology annotation, cellular component: cytoplasm; neuron projection; synapse. The record is from RefSeq and is a predicted model, not a curated record. Gene Ontology annotation, biological process: negative regulation of cytoplasmic translation. Bases 12 to 2054 code for a protein of 680 amino acids. Gene Ontology annotation, molecular function: mRNA 3'-UTR binding; translation factor activity, RNA binding; mRNA regulatory element binding translation repressor activity. NCBI's taxonomy places the organism in Eukaryota, Metazoa, Chordata, Aves, Accipitriformes, Cathartidae. The transcript is spliced from 10 exons.
CUGCGCAAACCAUGCAGGAUGAUUUACUGAUGGACAAAAGCAAAGCCCAGCCCCAGCAGCAGCGGCAGCAGCAGCAGCAGCAAGAUCCAAACUCAUCAGAAGCCCCCUCUACACCCAUCUCGUCGGAGACACCCAAACCAGAAGACAACAGUUCAGUGACUAGUAUCGGCACAUCGGCUCCUUCCCAAAAUAGCAAGGAGAAGAUGCAAAUGGAGUCUCCCAUUUUGCCUGGCUUGAGCUUUCACCAGCCUCAACAAGAACCUGCAGCCGGCACCUCCUUGUCUCCCUCCUUCGGCAGCACCUGGUCUACAGGGACCACAAACACGGUGGAUGAUAGCUUUUUCCAAGGGAUUACUCCAGUCAAUGGGACAAUGCUUUUCCAGAAUUUUCCGCACCAUGUCAACCCUGUAUUUGGUGGCACUUUCUCGCCUCAAAUUGGCCUAGCUCAGACUCAACACCACCAACAUCAGCAGCAGCAGCAGCAAGCUCAGCAGCAGCAGCAGCAGCGGAGGUCACCUGUAAGCCCUAAUCAGGCACCUUUCGCCCAGAGAAAUGCUGCUUACAGCCAUCAACCCAUCAUGACCAGCAAACCGUCUUCCUCCUCUGCCUCCUCUUCUUCCUCCUCCAGCUGGAAUAACCAUCAAAAUGCGGCUUGGAGUACACCUUCCAACCCUUGGGGUGGGCUGCAGGCUGGUAGGGACCCUCGAAGGGCAGUUGGAGUGGGGGUCGGCGUGGGAGUGGGGGUCGGCGUACCCUCCCCCCUCAAUCCCAUUUCACCCCUUAAAAAACCAUUCUCCAGCAAUGUCAUUGCCCCUCCGAAGUUCCCACGGGCUGCACCCUUAACCCCCAAAUCCUGGAUGGAAGACAACGCGUUCAGGACGGACAAUGGCAACAAUCUGUUGCCUUUUCAGGACCGGAAUAGGCCCUAUGACACUUUUAACUUGCACUCUUUGGAAAAUUCCUUAAUGGAUAUGAUAAGGACUGAUCAUGAGCCUCUGAAAGGUAAACACUACCCUCCCAGUGGCCCACCAAUGAGUUUCGCUGAUAUAAUGUGGAGGAAUCAUUUUACAGGGCGUAUGGGAAUAAACUUCCAUCAUCCAGGAACAGACAAUAUUAUGGCUCUUAAUACCAGGAGCUAUGGGCGGAGAAGAGGUCGGUCUUCACUCUUUCCUUUUGAAGAUGGCUUCCUAGACGACAGUCAUGGUGAUCAGUCUUUAUCAUCGGGUCUCAGCUCUCCAACACGCUGUCAGAAUGGUGAAAGAGUGGAACGCUACUCUAGAAAGGUGUUUGUUGGAGGUCUUCCUCCUGACAUUGAUGAAGAUGAGAUCACUGCCAGCUUUCGUAGGUUUGGACCUCUUGUGGUGGACUGGCCUCACAAAGCUGAAAGCAAGUCGUAUUUUCCACCUAAAGGUUAUGCCUUUCUGCUGUUCCAGGAAGAAAGCUCUGUACAAGCUCUGAUAGAUGCCUGUCUGGAAGAAGAUGGGAAACUUUACCUGUGUGUGUCAAGUCCCACAAUCAAGGAUAAACCAGUGCAAAUUCGACCUUGGAACCUAAGUGACAGUGACUUUGUGAUGGAUGGGUCUCAGCCUUUGGAUCCAAGAAAAACUAUCUUUGUUGGAGGAGUUCCACGGCCCCUCCGAGCUGUUGAAUUGGCAAUGAUUAUGGACCGUUUAUAUGGAGGUGUCUGCUAUGCUGGCAUUGAUACAGACCCAGAGUUGAAGUAUCCAAAAGGUGCUGGCAGAGUGGCUUUCUCCAAUCAGCAGAGCUAUAUUGCUGCUAUCAGUGCUCGCUUUGUCCAGCUCCAACAUAAUGACAUUGAUAAACGGGUGGAAGUGAAGCCAUAUGUGCUGGAUGAUCAGAUGUGUGACGAAUGCCAGGGCACUCGCUGUGGUGGAAAAUUUGCUCCAUUCUUUUGUGCCAAUGUUACCUGUUUGCAGUAUUACUGUGAAUACUGCUGGGCAAGCAUACACUCUCGUGCUGGGCGAGAGUUCCACAAACCACUGGUAAAGGAGGGAGGUGACCGGCCCCGCCACGUCCCGUUCCGCUGGAGCUGAACCCCAGGCCUUACCCAGCAACAAGUACUGGAGUAGAUAAAAAUCGAGUGAAAAGAGCGCGCUGCCUCAGGGCUUAGUGUUCUGGAAAUCUGUGCAUUCGUCCUCGACUUUAAUGAAGAUAUGGGUCUUUUUAUUACUAUUAUUAUUAUUUACAGUCACAUUACUGAACUCAGUGUCCAGUAUAAUACCAACCGGCAGA